AUGGAGCAUCUCUCAAAGCUCAACCAAAAAUACUUGUUGGUCCCUAAGUUCCUCUAUCUAUCACUCUCAGCUGCUUUUUAUAUGUUCCACCAAUUCAGAUCGCAGUUCAUCUUCGAUAGAUACGGCAUGGAAAAGGACAAGCUGGGAUUGUACUUGAGCAUCCCCCAGGCAAUAUCUUUUUUCUCCAACAUUUGGAUUGGUUCAAUAAACGACAGGUCUGGCAAGCAGAAGAUGAUCAUACUUGGCCUGCUUGUGACAAGUGCCAUGUUCUUUCAGUCGUUCUUCUUUUCCAAUAGUCUCGUUCUCUUUUGGAUCAACUUUACUUUCUACUUCGUUCUGCUCUCCGCCACUCUUCCUCUCCUUGACAAAGUCAUGCUUGACUAUGUCAGCGAGAUUCCCGGCAUGGGAUCGAAGGCUUUUGGCACACAGAGACUCUGGUCUACAUUUGGAUAUCUCAUCACAAAUUUCGCUGUUGAACAUGUAAUUGCAACCGAUGACAAGGACACGCAGAACUACGACAAUAUGCAGUACUUUAACAUAUUUGUCGUUGGAAUAGCCAGCGUCUUUAUCUAUCUCUUUGUAAAAAAUCUUCCGAGACGAACCACGUCCAGCGACUACAUUAAUUCUGUAAAAGCACUGCUCAGAAACUUUGAGUAUGUUUACUUCAUCUUUAUCAUUCUGCUAUGUGGUAUAUCGCGUGCUUUCAUGACAAACUAUCUCGGAUUCUAUUACUCAAAAGUACUAAAGUUCAAUGACCAGAAGAGCCCUUUCCGUCUAUUCUGGCCAUUGAAUCUUCUGGUCGAUGCAGCAUAUGAUCACAAGCAGUCCACUUCGACAAUGUUUGGAGUGGCAUUGGAAAUUGUUGUGUUCUAUCAUUCAUCUCUUGUUACUGACAAACUUGGGUUCUUUUGGCCUAUUCUUCUCUCUCAAAUCUUCCAGCUAUCCAGGUUUCUGUCCUACUACACUUUGACAUACGAUAAUCCUAAUUCAUUCGCCAUCUGCUGCCUCAUCGAGCUUCUCAAGGGCGCCAACUAUUCUCUUAUCCACACAUCGGCUCUGCAGCUUGCCAACAGCUUCUGUCCACCAUAUCUUAGAACGACUUCGCAGCUGAUCUACAACGGGGUGUUUGUGGCCGUAGGCACUGUGCUGUCUGGUCUAAUCUUCAAGAGCUUCUUUACAAAGGGUGUUGAGGAUGUUGAUCUUUCUUACUCAGAGUUUAAUUCUGCAUUCAAGUGGAAUAUCUACUUUUCUAUUGUGGGCAUAUGCUUCUUUAUCUACAAGUACGGAGUUCGCGAGAAUCUACUAUUUAACAAAGAAAAUGCAGAGCGAAAGAUCCGAGAUAUUGAAAGAAUAGCAAAGAGAGAAGAAGCCGAAGAGACAGAGCAUCAGCAGCCACAACAGCCUAAAGCCGAAGUUAAGUAA
This is a messenger RNA of Vittaforma corneae ATCC 50505, 1422 nucleotides long. RefSeq lists its product as uncharacterized. Gene Ontology annotation, cellular component: membrane. The transcript has a single exon. NCBI's taxonomy places the organism in Eukaryota, Fungi, Microsporidia, Nosematidae. The record is from RefSeq and is a predicted model, not a curated record. Bases 1 to 1422 code for a protein of 473 amino acids.